Erythranthe guttata (spotted monkey flower) is the source of this 742-nucleotide messenger RNA. Its product is annotated as LOB domain-containing protein 19. Gene Ontology annotation, cellular component: nucleus. The record is from RefSeq and is a predicted model, not a curated record. NCBI's taxonomy places the organism in Eukaryota, Viridiplantae, Streptophyta, Magnoliopsida, Lamiales, Phrymaceae. Gene Ontology annotation, biological process: positive regulation of DNA-templated transcription; hormone-mediated signaling pathway.
UAUAUAUAUUUUAUAUAUAACAACGGCUACUUCAAUGAGCAACUGCGGCGGCGGAGAUGGUGGCGAGAGUGGAGGAGGAGGUGGUGGUGGGCCGUGUGGCGCGUGCAAAUUCCUUAGAAGGAAAUGUGUGAGAGGUUGCGUGUUCGCGCCGUAUUUCGACUCGGAGCAGGGAACCGCCCACUUCGCGGCGGUGCACAGGGUGUUCGGAGCGAGCAACGCCUCCAAGCUGCUGCUGAGGAUUCCGCCGCACCGCCGCCUUGACGCCGUGAUCACGCUCUGCUACGAGGCACUGGCUAGGGUUAGGGACCCCGUCUACGGCUGCGUUGGCCACAUCUUCACUCUUCAACAACAGAUUGUUAAUCUCCAGGCUGAAUUAGCGUACACUCAGGCGCGUAUAUCAACUUUCCGGCGUGGCCCUUGCUUGCCGCCCGUCCCUCAGCCGAUCGCACCUAGUCGACCCUCGUCCGAAUUUGCAUGCGAGAUGGCUGUUUUUGACGCCGAUGAAACAUCUGUUGAGAUGACAAGUUUUUGUAAUAAUAAUAAUAUAGUAGUUGAUGAAGAAGAAGUAGUUGUUCUAGAAGAUGGUGAACUCCAAUCUCUAGCUAUGGAAUAUGUUUCUAGAUACUUCCCCGGAGUUAGAUUCAGGCCUCCUACUUCACUUUGACGACUAUAAACAAAAUUAAAACAAAAAAAAAACAAUUUGUAAUCUAUGUACUUUGUUUUAUGGACUCUAUUAUUAUUA